Copidosoma floridanum is the source of this 697-nucleotide messenger RNA. RefSeq names its product NADH dehydrogenase (ubiquinone) B17.2 subunit (gene ND-B17.2). The record is from RefSeq and is a predicted model, not a curated record. Gene Ontology annotation, cellular component: membrane; respiratory chain complex I. NCBI's taxonomy places the organism in Eukaryota, Metazoa, Arthropoda, Insecta, Hymenoptera, Encyrtidae. Gene Ontology annotation, biological process: response to oxidative stress.
CGUCUGCUAACUUAGUAAAUAGAAAAGCUCAAACGGAGCUUCUUUUGUUACGAUGUCGAAGUUAAUCGGACUUGACAAACUAGCUAAUUUUUGGAAAGUCGUUAAACAAAAUGGUGGACCCAUCGGCUGCGUCAAGAUGUUAUUCAGAACCGAUGAACUGAAGUUUGGCGAUCUAAUUGGUGAGGACAAAUUCGGGAACAAGUACUACGAGAACAACUACUACUUUUACGGACGCAACAGAUGGGUGAUUUACAGUCCAAAAGUUGGCUUAAACUAUGAUGCUUCCCAAGUUCCAGCUGAAUGGUUUGGAUGGCUGCACUACAAGACGGACCUCCCCCCGCACAAAGAUCCAAACAGGCCCAAGUACAAGUGGAUGGCCGAGCACACUCCUAAUUUGUCGGGAACGAACAAGGCAUACAUGCCCUAUUCCACUACAAAGCCAAAAAUCGAGGCCUGGCAGCCACCAGAGCCAUGAAUGUUUAUCGUAUGUGAGAUUCAGUGAUGUAGGUAUCUUGUACAGUUAUUUAUUUCCUUUGGUCAAAUAAAUUAACAACACUUUCAACGAUCCUGUAGAAAAGUAUAAAUAUAUAUUCUAUAUUACACAUAUUAAGUUAAGAGAAACACACGAUUGUACAUGAAAAUCAUGUUGAAAAGCAGUGAAAUAAAUAUAUCUUAGAGAUUCAACGUUUAAAUAAAA